AUGGGGGGCAACCUGGACCUCUACAGAGAGCUGGCAGCAGAGGAGGUGGCCCUCGACGAGAACAACGAGACCGUGAUCCUGCCUCUCUAUCCUCUCACGCCGGGAAGGUGGUUCCGACUGCAGGUCAGUGCCGUGACGCCUGCCGGCGAGUCCGCUCCAAGUAGCAUCGUGAAUGCGCAAACCUGCGAAGCUCCACCCACUCCGGUGAUCAUGCACCUGCCAUCUGCGACUUCCGUUCACCUGAGCUGGAACGCCUCAGCCGCAGACCACGACUAUAUUUGUGCCGCUUACGGCUACCAAAUUCUCAUCAACUCCAGCGACGGCCUCAACGAAAGUGAUGUCCUGAACGCCAGCGUGAUGUCCUACGAGCUCCAGGGCUUGGUGCCCGGCACCCACUACGACUUCCAAGUGCGCAGCCUCGUGGGCGCCGGCGUCCGCGACAGCGGCUGGAGCUCCACAACGGCAGGCGGCGUACCUAGCCAGAUGCUCCCGCCUGUGCUGGUCACCGACUUGUCCACCGUGAGCGUCGCCUAUGUCGGCUGGACAGUCCCCGACAUGAACUUCGGGGUGCCUGUCGGCUACGAGUUGCUCCUGUUUGGUGCCGGGCCUCUCAGCGACAUUGCAGAGAUCUCUGUUGGCACCGUGCCGACCGUGCAGCCGCCAUGGCUGGAAGACGCCGACAAUUGCAGCCUCAACUGGCGCUGGAAUGGAAGGCUGGUGCACAGCUACGAGUUCAAGCUCGAAGCAUCAGACAACGAGACUUCUUUGCUUGUCGAGGAGGUGUGGAUCCUGAACGGCUCCUUCGACGAGCCGCGCCUCGGCCUGCAGCUCUCCGUGGACUCGGACUCCUGGCCCGAGCUGGUCUACGGGAGGCACUUCCGUGCGGCGAUCCGCGCCGAGAACGAGCUCGGGGUGUCAGCGUGGUCGGACUGGUCGCCCACAGCCUACUGCAUUCCUCGGCCGGGAACCGUGAGCGGGCUCGUCCGAGAUCCUAACGUGGACAUCACGGCUGGCAUUGUGCAGCUGGCAUGGGAUCCAGUGACAUCCGCCAUCGCCGGCAGCAGCGACUGGGAAGAGCUGGGCCUUCAAUACGACAUCUGGGGCAAGCCUCAUCCAAACUUCGGGAACGUCAGCUGGGAGAGCCUCCUCCAGAUCAACACCCACGAGGGCGAUCCACCAGUAGCUGUCACGCCAUCGGUGGCCAUUGACACCUUCCCGCGCACGCCUGUGAACUCCUACUGGGCUUUCAAGCUGCGACUGAAGAAUCACAACGGCUUCUAUGGGGACUUCACCACGGAGCUGCAUCUGAGCACCGGGCAGCUUCCCGGCGCGCCCCUCGAUCUCAGCGGCGUGGCGAACGACACCGUGGUCUUGAGCUGGCAGAUACCCAGCUUGGACGGCUUCGUGCCCAUCACACAUUACGAGGCCCGCUGCAACAGCGAUCCCUGGGAGAAGGUCCUGAACACCGAUCUGAGCCACGAGCUCCAAGCCUCAUCGGGCUCGGCCGCCUGCGAGGUCCGGGCGGCCAAUGCGGUGGGCACCGGACCCUCUGCCUCUUUGACGGUGACAGUGCCGUGA
Molecule: messenger RNA, 1578 nt
Organism: Symbiodinium necroappetens
Lineage: Eukaryota; Dinophyceae; Suessiales; Symbiodiniaceae
Source: the annotation of a GenBank genome assembly